Messenger RNA from Aphis gossypii (cotton aphid), 1219 nucleotides. RefSeq lists its product as uncharacterized. Bases 323 to 1219 code for a protein of 298 amino acids. The record is from RefSeq and is a predicted model, not a curated record. The transcript has 3 exons. NCBI's taxonomy places the organism in Eukaryota, Metazoa, Arthropoda, Insecta, Hemiptera, Aphididae.
GAUAUCACAAACGCGUGAAGCGCGAACGCGAAAUUCAACUAAUAAUCGCGCAAGUUUGAAUCGAGCUGCUUUCAGUUACGAUGUGUCAAUUGACUACAGUAACUACCAGUGUGUUGUUAUUGGUUCUAUGAACUCGGUUUGCUCACACUGUAAGGCAUUAAAAUACAAAAACGAAGCCAAUGGAUUGUGUUGCGCAAAUGGUAAAGUGAAAUUGAUACCAUUGGAUCCACCACCAGAACCAUUGUACUCAUAGGUUUCAGGAAUAGGAACAGAUUCUAUACACUUUUUGACAAAUAUCCAACAAUAUAACAAUUGCUUUCAAAUGACUUCAUUUGGGGCAACAAAUGUAGUUCGGGAAAAUUUUAUGCCAACUUUCAAGAUACAAGGGCAAAUAUAUCACAGAGCAGGUUCACUGUUACCAGUGUCAGAUAGCGACAACAAAUUCCUGCAAAUUUAUUUUAUGGGCAAUUCACCACAAGAAAUUGAUCUGCGUUGUGCACAUAACAAUUUAGUAAAGAGGUCUAUUGUAGAACAAUUACAAACUUUAUUUCAUCAACACAAUCAAUUGAUUAUAUUGUUUAAAACUGCCCUGGAUCUGAUGCCAUCCGAUAAUCACAAAAUUGUAAUCAGAGCUGAUAAAACACCUGCAGGUCAACAUACAAGACGUUUUAAUGCACCAACUAUUGAUGAAGUUGCUAUCAUUGUAGUUGGAGAAAACUUGGAAUCCCGUGAUAUUGUUUUACGUCGUCGGAAUGAUCAAUUACAACGUAUAAAGGAAACACACCGCUCAUAUGAUGCACUGCAAUAUCCCAUUAUAUUUUGGCAAGGUGAAGAUGGUUCUGAAACCAACAAAAAAGUCAGUUCAAUGAACUAUUAUUCACACCGCCUAAUGAUUCGGGAAAAUGAAGAUAAUCACAUAUUGAAAUGUCGGCGAUUAUAUCACAAAUAUGUUGUUGACAUGUAUGUUAAAAUUGAAACGGAGAGAUUAACAUUCAUCAGGUUGAAUCAAACCAAACUCCGAUCUGAAGAGUAUAUUCACCUUCGAGAUGCGAUUAAUACUGAUGGAAAUGCACAGAAUGUCGGUCGGAUGACUAUUCUUCCAGCAACAUACAUCGGAAGCCCUCGGCAUAUGCACGAAUAUGCUCAAGAUGCCAUGUCGUAUGUUCGUCAUUAUGGUAUAGCAGAUUUGUUCAUCACAUUUACAUGCAAUCCGCAAUAG